Acanthaster planci (crown-of-thorns starfish) is the source of this 4150-nucleotide messenger RNA. Its product is annotated as cytochrome P450 2U1-like. NCBI's taxonomy places the organism in Eukaryota, Metazoa, Echinodermata, Asteroidea, Valvatida, Acanthasteridae. Gene Ontology annotation, biological process: xenobiotic metabolic process. Gene Ontology annotation, molecular function: iron ion binding; steroid hydroxylase activity; oxidoreductase activity, acting on paired donors, with incorporation or reduction of molecular oxygen, reduced flavin or flavoprotein as one donor, and incorporation of one atom of oxygen. The record is from RefSeq and is a predicted model, not a curated record. Gene Ontology annotation, cellular component: intracellular membrane-bounded organelle; cytoplasm.
GGCUAUUAUAUUUCCCAAUCUUAGUUUGCCAAAACCAAAACAAGGUUGGAAGCUAUGGUCACUCUACAAGUUGUGUGCUUGACAAUGCUGUAUGAUUAAAACAAAGUUAUUCCAAGUCCACCGUCCAUCGACAAAAACGCUGAGGACGAGCUAAGAAAGGCCGUCAUAGUUUAGUUUUAUGUGCGGUAAAGUUUUUCUGGAACGGAAAGUGAGUCUAAGACCACAAAUGGGAAUUCAACAAACUUGUAAGGGCACUUAGCGGGGGAACACUUCUGGCCAAUUUUAUUCUUCGACAUAGCAUUUCUUACAUAAUUAAGAAUUAAACACUAGUACGUCACAUGUAGCCCCAGACUUGGGCCAGUCGACUCGUUUAUCAUACGGAGGGUCGUCAAGUAAGGCCCUCUUCAGCCGCCCAGGCACAAUAUCCUGUCCAGUUUAACGUUGUGAAAAAAAUGGCUCGGGAUUUCGGUUUCAUCUUUAAAGCGAGCACUUCUGUAUGGAAAUCCAUACCUUAUUCCAGACUUGUAUUUGCCAGUCUGCAUACUUCGCCAAAGUGUGACACUGCCUGUGCCAAUUCAACGUGGCGUUUCCAUUUGUGUACCUGCAGGCUGCAUUGUUUGCUUCCACAAACGACACGGCUUUUAACGUUGCUGUAGGCAGCCUCAACAUGCAGAUUGUGCUCCUCGUUGUUUGUGUUCUUUUGCUUACUGUCAUCUGGAUCCGCCGUCCACGAAACCUGCCACCAGGCCCGCCGGCAUGGCCGCUCAUAGGUAACACUCGCGGCCUGCGGAAGGGCCCAUUGUACGUGGGUCUGACUGACUGGGCCCGGCAGUAUGGGAGCAUCAUGCGUAUCUGGAUGGGACCUCAGCUGGCAGUUGUUCUCAGCGACAUCAGUGCCAUCAAAGAAGCGCUCAUGAAGCAGGCUGAUUUUUUCUCCAACAGAUAUGUCACUCCGAAGACCAGAAUCCUUUUGUCGAUCAAGGGAAGUUUCAUCUUUUCCAACGGUGAAGUUGGGAAAGAGCGGCGUCGUUUCGGGUUGAGCGCCCUAAGAACUCUCGGCAUGGGCAAGAAAAAUGUGGAGCACAAAAUCAACGAAGAGGCUCGCCAUCUCUUAGAGAGCUUCGACAGCCGACGAGAGAAGCCCUUUGACCCAGAGCACAACAUCUUAAACGCGGUCUCCAACAUCAUCUGCAUGAUUAGUUUUGGCUACCGAUUCGAGUACUCCGACCCCAAGUUUGCCCGUCUCAUAAAACUCGUCAAGACUGACCUGUCCGAUUCAUCAUUCGCCAUGCUUGGUAAUCUCUUCCCGUUUCUGUUGUAUACGCCUCUGUACAGGGAAACACGCAAACGUUCGAGAGAAAUUGCUGUCUUCAUCAAAAAGGUUAUCCAGGAACACCAGGAGUCAUUUGAUCCCAACGACGUCCGUGACAUAAUUGACAUGUGCCUUCUUGAAAUCAAACGAUCAGAGAAGAUGGGGGCGGUGCGUGUCGACGUAGAACCCAUCUUGUCCGAAGAGAACUUUUGGAGAGGUAUAUAUGACCUCUUCCUUGCCGGCACCGACACUACAGCAAAUACUUUGAUGUGGAUAUUGAUAUAUAUGGCGCUAUACCCUGAUGUGCAAAAAUCAGUGCAAAAGGAAAUCGAUGAUGUCAUCGGAUCCGACCGGCAGCCUACGUUCGAAGACCGAAAGCAAAUGCCAUACACGAACGCCGUGUUGAUGGAGACGCAACGCGUCCGCCCCGUAGCACCCAUCGCAAUACCGCAUGAGACGCGACAAGAGACCACGUUAAUGGGAUAUACUUUGCCAGCGAACACAAUCGUGUAUGCUAAUAUUUGGGCCACUCUGAAUGAUCCAAACUGCUGGAAAGACCCGGAGAAAUUCGACCCCUCCCGAUUCCUAUCCAAAGACGGCAAGACAGUGGAGAAACCAGAGGCUUUUAUUCCAUUUGGUCUUGGUCGGCGCAUUUGCAUGGGAGAGGCACUUGCUAGGAUGGAGAUGUUCCUCUUCUUUGUCAACCUCCUCCAGCGAUUCACGUUCUCUUUGCCUGCUGGCAAUCCAACCCCAUCUCUGGAGGGUAUUGCCGGUAUCACUUUGGGGCCCCAACUUUAUGAAAUUAUUGCUACUAAACGCUGAACCUUGUUUAUCCUUCAAGUUAUAUCAAUGAACGGUAAGAAGUUCAAAUUGAAAAUGGCACGGAAUGUUUCAGAUGAAAUCACACUAUGCCGUAUUUUCUUUAAGAAAUAACUUCGAGUUCCAGUGGUUUCAUCGAAAGUAUUUAAAUCUCUCACUUAUAUCAGAUAACGAAAACUUUAUCUUGGUAAUUUCUUGACACAGAGUGUCAAUAUUGUUGUUUUGCAGAUCAAGACAGGUGUACAACAUUUGGAAUUGCUGUGGAAUAAUUUUCUGUACUCGUAAGCCUUGAGCCAUUGUAUUGACAACAUAAUUCAGUUCUAAUUACCCAAUGAUCUUUCCGAUAACCGAUAUGAUUGUUGACGGAUGGAUAUACAAAUAAUGAAUGUUUGUUCAUUGCUAGCAUUGCAGUGGUAAGAAUGAUUUUAUGAGGUGAUAGAUUAAAUUGUCCAUUUCACUCGGCUUCGCACUGUGGAAUGGAACCUAUCACCUGUCAUCAAAUAAAACCACUCUCCCCAUUGCACGGCUGUGAACCAUUCAUGCUUUGUUGCAAUAUUUGAACAAAUCCCUAUAAUAACCUGCUCUGGAUAAAUUCAAUGCCAUAUAUAUAUCGGCCGUGAGUUCAGAAAUUUCUCUUGAUCGAGGAAUGCAUGUUCUAUCUACUGUGUGACGAAAAAUUCAAUAUUAUGUCACGUGAUCAUUAAUCCAUUUACAUGUACAUACAUGAGAAGGUGACGGGUAUUGCAGGCACGGUAACAAAAUUUAAUACGUGUAGCAUGCAGUCAGUCGUGCCCAAAUAUUUGUACACGACCAUCCUCAACUCUCGUGUUGGUAUUGCAGGCAUUAAAGAUUUGGAUAUUUGUGAAUUUUCAUUUUCAGCGAUCUUACCAACAUUUAUGGGGAGCGGUUGACAAUUUAUAUAGCGUGAGUCGUUAUUUUAAGAUAAAAGAUGGUUCCUAUGGUCGAUAAUAGUUUUAGUUUAGUCUGAAACAUUAUAUUAACGUUCAAGGAUUGUCAUUAAUUUGUCUUUCGAUAAGCAUGCUAUUGUAACCUAGAUUUUGUGUAGGAGUUUCUUUAAAUGCGUGUUACCGGUAAUUUGUCAAGGUUGGUGUCGGGUAAGAACAACUGAUUCGUUUUUGUCAUGGAUUUUGGUUUUUGAUUGCAGGGUCUUUGGGUUCUAGUUCAGGGUUUGGUUUUGGUCAUAGUAAUUGGUUUGUUUUUGAAGAUCAAAACGGGUUGUGUAACCUGGCUAUAUUUUAAGUAAGUUUAUGGUUUAUCAUCCACAUGUAUGUCAUGAUACUCGUAUUCUGGGAACCCGUGCUUUUAUUCAAUCAACGCCUGAUAACACUAAUCUAGUAGAAGUUGAAUUGCUAUCGAGUUCACUUAUUCACUACUGAAAGGCUUGGCAGACCGUUCCAACUGCGUUAUGCAGAAGAAUGCAUUCUUCAAAUUUUAAAGUGUACACUAAAGCGUGGAUUAGGCUUUAUGCCCUGGCAAAGAAUGAGCAGUCAUUCCUUCUUGGUCUCUGCUCACUGCACCAGCCUGGUUUAUGUUAACUUGUAUGGCCUAUAUAUACUUGGGCGGCUCUGUACAUGCAACCGGCAGCUGCAGGAAAUGUGUGUACAUGUACACUGUCAGCAAUGACCAGCGCUUGUUGGAGGUCCGAUUAAGGAACAGCCAAUUUUUUAAAUAAACUUUUAUUAUGAACACAUUGGACUCUUGGAGAACUUGUCAUCCUCACUACUCAUAAAUAACUGUUUAAAUGGUCAAUUGUACGUAUUGUUGAGAAAUUACCAGACGUUAAAAUGAAAUAAUUUUUCUUACGUGCAACACCCUGAUCUGAAAAUUAGGAUUCCCCUUGUGGGUAGUUCCUGGUUCCUCAUGCAUGUGCUUAGUUCGUUCUUUUGUUUGUAGUAAAAACCCCUGCAUUUAUGUUAUUGCACUCGAUGGAAUAUUUCCCAUUCAACUCACUGAGCUAAAUACGAAUAAAAACAAAUCGAAUUCAGUUGGAAACUCUCA